AUGGUAUCAGACGCAAGUGGCUCUAACGCGGAAACCGAAUUUCCAGCCCUGAAAGCCAUGUGUCACCAUUCCGCAAAGGCGGUCCUCGUGCAUUCCUUUUGGGCAAACGCGGACGCAGCCGAGCAUCAUCAGCAAAUUUUAGCAGCGGAUCUAAUGAUGACGGGGAAAUCUUCACUCGUCAGCAAAGAAGAGCGAAGAAGGCAAGACUCUAGCGAUACUGAUGGGGACGAUUCUACAACGGAUCCAGAUAUCGAGUCAGAUGAUACAUCAUCAGAUAGUGAUGACGACGGCUAUGCGGAUGGGACCAGGGACAUGAUAGCACGGAUGCGCGAUCGUUGGGAAAGAUUUAGUCGAAAGCAGCAUAAAAAGGACCAGCUAUCUUCAAAUUCAAAGUGGGCCGAUCCGAAUAUUGCUCUUCGCGCUGUAGGAAAGAGGGAACUUACAGGUUUCCUUCGCUGGUGCCCCCAGCUACGGCGCGGCAAGAAUGGACGACGAGUGAAACGAAUCAAAAAGGCUAGUUCCUUGGACACGAACUGGAAGAUGUUUCUCCGCCACUAUGAACAAGUCAACGGAGAUCCAAUGGAUGAUAAGCUCGGCCGGCGAAUGAGAAAGGUUGAAAUGAAUCCCCCUCCCGUCAAUAUAUGGCUAACAAAUGGGUUUGAGCAGAGUAUACGACAUAUUGUGAAGCGAAAGAAUUUGGACACCAAAGAAAAGGAGAAGACCCCGAUGUAUAUUGAGGAUUUGGUUCCUCUCCAGGAAACUGUGCUCCGCACAACGGAGAAGCGGUUCCAUAUCGGGCUUCAGAGAAUGCAACAGUGUCUCUAUAACCUGAUGGCUUGCUUCACCGUCAAUCGAAUCAAUACGAUGAGAAUGCUGCAAUAUAAACAUCUACUGUGCUCAAUACAACGCGACCCCAAAGGUGGACCACCCCAGAUCUUGCUUGAGAUUACUUACAAGUUCGCCAAGAAAUACCUCGGUGUGACGCAAGGGAACACUUUCAUGAUUCCAGAGAUCAUCUACGAUCCAUCACUCAUGUUGAGCCCGCAUUCGUUUUUAUUGGGCAUGCUGUUCCAUGACGAAACCUUUCGUGCCCCGGGGAUAAGAUCCAUGGAAGACCUUCGACGCCUUUUGCUGGGUGGAGGCCGGCAGCAGAUGGAAGUCCCACUAAAGCUCGAGAAAGCUGAACAUUUUGUGUUCUGCAAAGUCGAAGCAAAUAAAGGCAAUAUCAAGUUCCAUCGUUACCGGCCUAACUCAGUGGGCUCAUUAUCCGGUCAGCUUCAAACCUUCGGGGAAAUCGCUGGCUUUAAAUGGAGUUUGUUUACGCACCGCUUCCGAUACGGCGGCGGAACAAUUCUGAAUAAAAGCGGACUGGUUAGCGAUGCAGAACAAAAUUUGAUUAUGAAACACGCCGACAUUAGGACAUUUCUGAAACACUACCUCCCACGCCGCAUUGGUACCGACAUGCAAGCCUUAAUGCGAGGGCUGGAACCUGACUCUGCAAUGAUGCGGGCGGUCACUCGAAUGGGGAGAUGGAUCGACACUCGGCGGCCCCGUGAGCUUUCAGAAAAACAGAAGGCAAGUGUAGAAGGCCUCCCCGAGCUACAAGAAGCCAUCCAGAAACGGGACAGCCUCGCCAAAAAGCUUGACCGUGGCAGCACAAAGAGCCACAGACGGCUGGACCGGCUCCAUCAAUCGAAGAAGAAUGUCACAAACACGCGCAACCGGCUGCUUUAUGAUCUUCGGAAACGCGUGAGAGACGAUUUUGACAGUCAGCAGGCUGUCGUAGACAUCGAGCGGCAACUCGCCGGCAGUGCGAUUCAUGAUGAAGAAACCAAAGAGAUUUUUCGGAUCUAA
Penicillium soppii is the source of this 1854-nucleotide messenger RNA. RefSeq names its product DUF3435 domain-containing protein. NCBI's taxonomy places the organism in Eukaryota, Fungi, Ascomycota, Eurotiomycetes, Eurotiales, Aspergillaceae. The record is from RefSeq and is a predicted model, not a curated record. Bases 1 to 1854 code for a protein of 617 amino acids. The transcript has 5 exons.